AUGAGGAGCAGUGACGAUGACAGACCCGACCGUGUUGCGCGCAGAGAACAGAAAGAUGUCUUUGCCGAUACGAAUGAUUUGCACGCAUUUUUAUACGGUGUCAAGGAGUCUUCUGCUCUGAAGAGAGUCACCAUCACACCCGUGAUCCGCACUUUCCCUAAGGAUUUAAUUAUGCAUUCCAUUCCAUGGGGAUCGCGCUUGCAAAUAAUCCCGCAACUCCAUAUGAGUGGAACCAAUACUCUGAGCUCAGAUAACGGCACCGGGGCUUCCGCACUGCCCACGAUGCGCGUGCUGUCCCGCGAACCAAAUUGA
Molecule: messenger RNA, 312 nt
Organism: Penicillium vulpinum
Lineage: Eukaryota; Fungi; Ascomycota; Eurotiomycetes; Eurotiales; Aspergillaceae
Exons: 2
Coding region: 1-312 (103 amino acids)
Source: RefSeq, a predicted model, not a curated record